AUGUCUGUAAAUAUGGUGGAAAUUUUAAAGUCAAUAUAUAAAGAACCUGGAUGCUGUGUACGUAUUGAUAAAUAUCAUGUGUCGGACGUAUUUUACACUAUGAAGGGAUUAAGACAAGGAUGUCAAUUGUCUGCUAUAUUGUUUGUUUUAUUUAUCGAUGAUAUUGUUAAUCAUAUGGAAGGUCUUGAAACUAUUUCUCCGUGUAUCAGAGGGGAUGAAAUUAAAAUUCAGUUAUAUGCCGAUGAUGCAGUUCUGUUGUCAAACUCAGUUGGUGGAAUGCGAAGAGCUUUAAAAGGGCUUGAAGAUUAUUGCGACAAAUGGAAGUUAACGCAACGGAAAAUGGGGUCUGCAUCAAAGCAAAAUGAUUGA
Chrysoperla carnea is the source of this 369-nucleotide messenger RNA. RefSeq lists its product as uncharacterized. The record is from RefSeq and is a predicted model, not a curated record. Lineage: Eukaryota; Metazoa; Arthropoda; Insecta; Neuroptera; Chrysopidae. The coding region runs from base 1 to 369 and encodes 122 amino acids. The transcript is spliced from 2 exons.